AUGUGAUUUGCUCAAGGUCACAGAGGUAGGAAGCGUGGAACCACGUUCAAAGGCAGCAACUGGGCUCCAGAGCCCCCCAUUUGGAACCACCCUGCGAGGUGGCCCCACUGGAGCACAGGAGGGCAGGUGAGGAGGGGCUGUCCCUGACAAAAAGGGAGAAUGGACUCUGGAGGCAAGAGAAAGGGACCUCCUUAAGACAGUCCUAUGAGACGGCUGCCAUUGUCCGUUUCAUAAAGGGAUAGAGAGACGCUUACAGAGAUUGUCAUUGAUCCAAGGCCACGGGAGCCAUGCGGCAGAGCCAGAAUUUUAACCGAGGUCCAGGGCCUCUUAGCCAGGAGUUGCCUGGAGACCAGCCGCAGUGCAGAGGCGCUGAGUGGCGGCGGGUGGGGAAAGAAUUCUGCAGUUCAGCUGGGAGCACACGUGGACCAGGUGGGGGGCGGGCGGGGGGUGUUGAAGGACAGGAAACAGCGCCUGUAGGUAGGGCUCUAAGGAUGUAGGACCACUCAAAGCCAGGCAGGGGUCCUGAGGGUCAGGCCGAGGGGCCGGGCAGCCCAAAGGAGGAUGGACCGCCUUGGGAGAUGAUAAGACUCGGCUGGGCAGGCUUGGAGCAGAUUUGUUAAAAGGGUCAGAGGGUUCCCCUGGCUGUCUGCUGGCACCUUCCAAAGCUGAGGAAUGACUCAAAAAAGGGCCCUCUGACAGCUGGGCGAUAAAGGGCUGGGGGUAGUGCUGAGGGUGGAGGCCAGGAGGCAAGGGGGAGGAGGCUUCCGAAAGAGACUGGACAGGAACGGAAACCUGGCCAGUGGGACAGCGGUGGAGGUGGGGGACAGAUGGCAAAGAGCGGGCAGCCGGGGAAUGGCAGCAAGCGUCAUUGGGGCCAGGACAGGAGAGCUGGCCACAGAAGUGGAAACUUGGAAACAGGAGGUUAGAGAUGGGGAGGGUACAGAGGAGUUGGGGCUGAGAAGAAAGGAGAGUCACAGAUACUAGGAUAGGAGAUCAGAAAGAGGAAGAAAGUAUAGAAGCCAGAACAGACAGCAAAGUUUGAUGCCUUCCAGGGUGAUAGCCGACAGGUGGAGUGUUAGAGAAGCAUCCUUGGGUGGAGCCAGGACAGAAUAAUGGGCAAGGUUGAGGGUGCUGCUGGCCACUCGCCUUCCAUUUGGGGAGAUUUGGCAGAGGAGGCCAGCAUCAAAGUGACGGGUCCCAUAGUGGACAUUCAAUGGCUGUUGCAUCUACCCAUGCAUAUACAUGCUUAUUAAGGGCCUGUAGGGAUCUCAUUGCACUCUAGUGAGACCCAUCUGAGGAGGGAUUAUUAUCCCCAUUUAAUAGAUACGGGUAACAGCACUUCCUGGGAAGCAUGUGUGAACGCUGAGGGACAGCGGUUGGGGCUUAUGUUGGCCAGAGGACACCUGGUAACCGUGCCAACUGGUUCCAAGCACUUCCAUCUCCCUUAGAGGCUCUUAAGGCUCUGCAGCCUGUACUUUGCAUAGGAGGAAAUUGCAGCUCAGAGUGGUUGAGACCUGCUAAAGGUCACACAGCAGCAGAGCAGGAACUCUUCGGGGUUAUCUGGCUGCCGUGUGCAAUCCUUCCACUGCCCUUGUUCUCAGAAAGGUUUCUAACUUUGCUUUCAAAGCAAGUUUCUAUCAGCUCCUUAGUGGGCGGGAUGGGGCUGCAACCCAUUCUAUGGAAGGGGCAGCAGAGGCUUUGAGGGGUGAGAGCCAGCUCGGGUUACAGGAGCCACAGAGGAAGUCUGCCUAGGAGCUGGAGCCAAGCCCGGGGCCUCUCCCACUGACCAGAUCAGCUCUGGGUUUGCUGAAAGCCACAGCUGCACCCCUGGGGAGCCAGGAGUCCAGGCCCGGUUUUGCAUCGGGCCCUGUGAGAAGGUGUUUCCUCCUCCUCAGUGGGGCAGCUGCUUUGCUGGGCUGCGGUUGAGUCAGCCUUAGGCCCUCACUGCUCUCCUGGUCCCUGAACUUGACUGCCAGGAAGCCGGGGUUACCCCACAAAGGCGUCCCCUCCAUUCUGGACCCCUACAGGGAGCCGCGUGUGCCCAGCCUGGGCACUGGCCCGGCUGAUGCCCCAGAGGGGCCAUCCAGCUCCAGAGGAGCUCUAGUCCCUGCCUGGCCUCCUCAUGGCACGUGAGCCAGAGCCCGAGGCCGACGGGCUCCUGGAUCUUAGCUUCCUGACAGAGGAGGAGCAGGAGGCCAUUGCCGAGGUCCUGAAGCGAGAUGCCCGCCUGCGCCAGCUGGAAGAGGGACGGAUCAGCAAGCUCCGGGCAUCACUGGCAGACCCUGGGCAGCUGAAGAUCCUAACUGGGGACUGGUUCCAGGAAGCACGCUUCCAGCGGCACCACCACGCCCACUUCGGCUCUGACCUGGUCCGAGCUUCUAUCCGCAGAAAGAAGGGCUGCAGGAGUGAGAGGAGCUCCCCAGAGGGGGCAGGCCUUGUGCAGCCCAGCUCACUGGGAGACCAGGCUGGAGGCAGCGAUGUGGAGGCCGAGGCUGCAGGGAAAGAGACUGAAGAGGCCCUGGAGCCCAGGCUCUCCGUAGACGAGGGCCCCCAAGAGAGGUUCAUUGAGGCCGAGGGACCGGAUGUCCCCUCACCAUGUGUCUCCAAAAAGCCUUCAGAGCAGGAGGAGGAGCCCCAAGCCCAAGAUGACCGGGAAGCCCCUGACCUGGGGCACCCUCUGGUCGUCGCCGGAGAGGAGGCGGACCCGGAGAUGCAGCCGCCGUCGAUGGGAGAGGAGGAGCCGCAGACCCCGCCUACCCAGACUCAGGCGGCGUCUGAGAUGCUGGAGAAUGGGGAAGAGACCCCGGGGCCCGACCCCUCGUUCGACCGCAUGCUCAGCAGCAGCUCCUCCAUGUCCAGCCUCAACUCCUCCACGCUGAGCGGCAGCCAGAUGAGCCUGUCCGGGGAGCCGGAGGCGGGCGCGGUGCAGGUGCGCGGCUCCGUGAACUUCGCCCUGCGCUACGAGCCGGGAGCCGCCGAGCUGCGCGUGCACGUGAUCCAGUGCCAGGGCCUGGCCGCUGCACGGCGCCGCCGCUCCGACCCCUACGUCAAAAGCUACCUCCUCCCGGAUAAGCAGAGCAAGCGCAAGACAACAGUGAAGAAAAGGAAUCUGAACCCUGUCUUCAACGAGAUUCUCCGGUACUCUGUCCCGCAGACGGAGCUCCGGGGCCGCGUGUUGAGCCUGUCCGUGUGGCACCGCGAAAGCCUGGGUCGCAACAUCUUUCUGGGAGAAGUCGAAGUGCCCCUGGACACGUGGGACUGGGACUCAGAGCCCACCUGGCUCCCCCUGCAGCCCCGAGUCCCGCCGUCUCCCGACGACUUUCCCAACCGCGGGCUGCUCUCUCUGUCCCUCAAGUACCUCCCCGCUGGUUCCGAGGCUCAGUGCUGCCUGAUGACAGCCGGGCCAGCCGCCAGCGGACAAGGGUGGUGCGACGCAGCUUCAACCCCAUGUUCAAUCACACCAUGGUCUAUGAUGGCUUUGGGCCUGCUGACCUGCGCCAGGCCUGUGCGGAGCUCUCCCUCUGGGACCAUGGGGCCCUGGGCAGCCGCCAGCUGGGGGGCACACGCCUCAGCCUGGGCACCGGCAGCAGCUACGGGCUCCAGGUGCCCUGGAUGGACUCCACACCUGAGGAGAGGCAGCUGUGGCAAACCCUCCUGGAGCGGCCAUGCGAGUGGGUGGAUGGCCUUCUGCCCCUCAGAACCAACCUGGCCCCCAGGACAUAGCUGCCCUACAUGCUAUACAAAACCCUUCUUUUGGGAUCCCCAUCUCAGGGCCUGCCCUUGGCUAAAAAAUAAAGUUUAUUCUGAGGGUAACAAGGGGCUGAUGUCUGCCUGGGAUGGGGGAGGGGGGUGGUGGUGAAAGUG
Molecule: messenger RNA, 3864 nt
Organism: Bubalus bubalis (water buffalo)
Lineage: Eukaryota; Metazoa; Chordata; Mammalia; Artiodactyla; Bovidae
Gene: SYTL1
Product: synaptotagmin like 1
Exons: 14
Coding region: 2123-3859 (578 amino acids)
Biological process (GO): exocytosis; intracellular protein transport
Cellular component (GO): exocytic vesicle; plasma membrane
Molecular function (GO): neurexin family protein binding; small GTPase binding
Source: RefSeq, a predicted model, not a curated record